This is a messenger RNA of Tarenaya hassleriana, 924 nucleotides long. Its product is annotated as tropinone reductase homolog At5g06060. The annotation marks the transcript as partial. NCBI's taxonomy places the organism in Eukaryota, Viridiplantae, Streptophyta, Magnoliopsida, Brassicales, Cleomaceae. The transcript is spliced from 5 exons. The record is from RefSeq and is a predicted model, not a curated record. Gene Ontology annotation, molecular function: oxidoreductase activity.
GUCACCGGAGGAACCCGCGGAAUCGGGCGGGCUAUAGUGGAGGAACUAGCAGGGUUUGGUGCAGCGGUUCAUACGUGUUCACGGAACCAGGAAGAGCUAGGAAAAUGCUUGGAUGAGUGGAAAAACAGAGGUUUUAUAGUCUCUGGUUCGGUUUGUGACGCUUCGAUUCGAGACCAAAGGGAGAAGCUCAUUCAUGAAGUGGCAUCUGCCUUUAGUGGCAAGCUCAACAUUCUAGUCAACAAUGUUGGAACCAAUAUCAGGAAACCGACAGUAGAAUUCACCGACGAGGAGUUCACAAAACUGAUAUCUACCAACUUGGACUCGGCUUUCCAUCUAUCCCAAAUCGCUCACCCUCUUCUAAAAGCAUCUGGGGUUGGAAGCAUUGUUUUCAUCUCCUCUGUCGCUGGCGUGGUCCACGUCCGAAGUGGAUCUAUUUACGGUGCGACGAAAGGAGCCCUUAAUCAACUCACGAGAAAUCUAGCCUGCGAGUGGGCCGGCGACAACAUUAGGACAAAUUGUGUCGCCCCAUGGUACAUCAAGACAUCUCUCGUGGAACCGUUGCUCGAGAAGAAAGAGUUGAUGGAGCAGAUAAUCUCCCGCACGCCGCUUGGACGUAUCGGGGAGCCAGAGGAGGUAGCGUCGAUGGUCGCUUUCCUCUGCCUUCCGGCCGCUUCCUACAUCACGGGACAGGUAAUAUCGGUAGACGGCGGAUUCACCGUUAACGGUUUUAACUAUGUUCUUCAAUAGAUCUCUUCCUGCAGAUGGUGAAAGGUAAUAAUUUAAUUGAAACCCCUUGUCUCGUUUCUGUUCUUUAGCGUUGAUGUACUUUCAUCGCCGCCAUUGUUCUUCUUCUCCCUUCUUUGGAAUGGUGAACCUCUUAUUUAUGUGAUUCGUUUGAAAUGUAAAUCCACGUUUUGAUCUUUA